Messenger RNA from Pipistrellus nathusii (Nathusius's pipistrelle), 630 nucleotides. Lineage: Eukaryota; Metazoa; Chordata; Mammalia; Chiroptera; Vespertilionidae. The record is from the annotation of a GenBank genome assembly.
AUGGUCAUCAAAGUGUUUGUGGCCACAUCGUCGGGGUCCAUAGCGAUUAGGAAAAAACAGCAAGAAGUGGUGGGCUUUCUGGAAGCUAAUAAAAUCGACUUUAAGGAAUUAGAUAUAGCCGGAGAUGAAGACAACCGGAAGUGGAUGAGAGAGAAUGUCCCUGGAGAGAAAAAACCUCAGAACGGGAUCCCUUUGCCCCCCCAGAUCUUCAACGAAGAGCAGUAUUGUGGGGAUUUUGACUCUUUCUUCUCUGCAAAAGAAGAGAAUAUUAUCUAUUCAUUCCUUGGUUUGGCUCCCCCUCCAGGCUCGAAGGCCGCAAAGCCGCCGGGGGAGGAGCCGUCCCUGCCCAAUGGCGAGGUCAUGGGUGAGGCGCAGAGCCCCUCGGAGGGAACAGAGGAGGCUGGAGAAAGUGGGGAAAACGAGGCACCAAAGGAGGACAAGGAAGAUGAGGGCAACCCCGCCGAACCCCAAGCGGAGAAGGCAGGCGAGGUAACGGAGGAGGGAGCAGAAGGGGACGCAGAGGAAGAGGAAGCUGAGAAAGGAGAAGAAGCAGGAGGAGAAGCAGAAGGAGAAGAAGGAGGAGGAGAAGGAGGAGGAGAAGGAGGAGAAGAAGGAGGAGAGGAGUCGUAG